CAGUCUCAAAUGACUGUCUGCUGUUUCAACCAUCGUUGAUUUGUAAGGCCAAUUUCUCCCUCGUUCUAAGGAAUCCUGCAAAGCAAAAGCAAAAAAAGAAGAAGAAGGGAGAGGACCACAUUGCCGCUCUUCAAUCUCUCCCACCGAGUGCAGCACAAUUGGCUCCAACCACUCUGUUCGCGGACAAACUUGGAGCUGCCUCCCAUGUUUCUCCACUCCCUGUUGAUGCAAGAGCAGAAGCAGCCACAACAGAGAAAGCCAUGGUAUGGAAGGGUGAUGGAGGUCAUAAUUCUCUGGAAGUCUGCAACAAGAUCUCCAACAGCAAGGCCUAGUACCGGAACUGCUGCCGACUCCAGCAAGCAGAAGCUGGGAAGAUGCAGCUCUCUGAAGGUAGCCUCUUCGUUCACCCGAGUCUGCCUCUGUGCUCCCAUGUCUUCCUACAACGAGGUGUUUCGAGCCGAUGCGCCGUCGCGGAGAAGCUACAGUUGCCCGAGGUCGAAGUCACCGCCGGAGCGAUGGAUGGCGAGCACGCGAGGGUCCGCCGAGGGCCGAAGAGUGUUCAGGGGGAAGUCUUUGACGGAUAACAAGCUGAUGCGGAGGUUCGUGGUGGAGGAGGAGGCGAUGAUGCAGCUGAGGAGGAGGAACCAGAUGGAGUUCAUGAGGAAGAGGAAUGCCACGAGGAGGAAGAGGAUCGGGCCGAGUCCUCUCAGCAGGAUGGUGAUGGCCGAGGAAGAGUAGUAGUUCAAAGAGGUUUAGCCGGUGCAACAAGUUGUGAUCCGUCUGCCACUGAAGGAUCUUCAUUUACUUCAUCGUAGUUUUGUGCAUACUUGGAGAAUUCUAUGCUGCAUGGGCAAAUCCUUGGAACAGAUGGGUGAUUGUUUUAUUAGGGAUGAAUUAGUAGACAGGAAGUGAAUCUUUUGGAAGAUAUGAACCUUGUGGCUUCUUCUUGCUCAUUCAUUCUUGAAAGUUUGAGUUUGAUUUGCAAUGACAAGUUUUUGAAUCAUAAAAUGAU
Messenger RNA from Musa acuminata AAA Group (dessert banana), 1012 nucleotides. RefSeq lists its product as uncharacterized. Lineage: Eukaryota; Viridiplantae; Streptophyta; Magnoliopsida; Zingiberales; Musaceae. Bases 205 to 738 code for a protein of 177 amino acids. The transcript has 2 exons. The record is from RefSeq and is a predicted model, not a curated record.